This is a messenger RNA of Miscanthus lutarioriparius, 918 nucleotides long. NCBI's taxonomy places the organism in Eukaryota, Viridiplantae, Streptophyta, Magnoliopsida, Poales, Poaceae. The record is from the annotation of a GenBank genome assembly.
AUGGGGAAGGGAAAGGGGAAAUGGAAGCAGCAGCAGCAGCUGCAGCUGCAGCUAGCGGAAUUGAGAUUCCUCGGCUGCCGCCACGGCCUCGUCCUCAUCCUCAACUCGACGCGCCUGGAGAUUACCGUGUGGGACCCCGUCACCGGAGACAAGCGGUGCGUGGCGCUUCCGCGGGGUUUCAACAGAGAACACCCACGUUUUGCUUUCCUCUGCGGCGCGCUGCUCUGCGACGACCACGCCGGCCGGGCGCCACUGGAAUCCUUCAAGGUGGUGCUCUUACGGACUGAUGAUGUGCUACCUAAUGCUGACCCUCAUGCAUUUGCCUUCCUCUACGAGUCCAAGGCCGAUGUGUGGAGCAACAUCAUCUCAACAUCCAUCAGGGCUCCGCUUUCAUUCGCCAAGCCUAGCAUCCUAGUCGGGAAUUCACUCUACUGGUUGCUUCUUGGUUAUGGGAAUGGUGGGAUCCUUAAGUUUGAUUUGGAUAGGAAGAAUCUAACUGCAAUCGAUACCCCGACGGAUGCACGAGAUGCCCUUCGUUCUCAGAUCUUGCGGAUGGAAGAUAGUAGGCUCGGCUUUGCCAUUUUGACAGAUUUUAGCAUUCAGUUAUGGGAGAAGAAGCCCAAUUCUGAGGGUGGUGCCAAAUGGAUGCUUCAGAAAACCAUCAAUCUGGACAAGCUCAUUUCACUGGGACCAGCGUUCGAUAGAUCCUGGACACUGAUACAGGGGUAUGAUGAGGAUGGUAAUACUAUUUUUGUAAAAGCAGAUCGGCAAGUCUUCAUGAUCCAACUCAAGUCACUGGAAUUAAAGAUUAUUUUUGAAGAUGAUAUCAUCCUCUAUCAUCCCUUCACAAGUUUCUAUACUACAGGCAGGGGCAUUGGCAGUGGAGACAUUGGAGCUGAGAUUUUGAACAACACAUGA